Anopheles coustani is the source of this 1204-nucleotide messenger RNA. It is a transcript of the gene Trx2, whose product is annotated as thioredoxin-2. The coding region runs from base 94 to 414 and encodes 106 amino acids. Gene Ontology annotation, molecular function: protein-disulfide reductase activity. The transcript has 2 exons. NCBI's taxonomy places the organism in Eukaryota, Metazoa, Arthropoda, Insecta, Diptera, Culicidae. The record is from RefSeq and is a predicted model, not a curated record.
GACCGUGCAAGCCUUCACACGCGGACUUCUGCCUCAAGUCGCUACUCUACGCUACGUAUCCGCCCUCGCGAAUUACCCCGAGAACCAGCAAAAAUGGUGUACAUUGUGAAGGAUUCUACGGACUUCAACAACAAGCUGGAGUCGGCCGGCGAUCUGCUGGUAGUGGUGGACUUCUUUGCCGUCUGGUGCGGACCAUGCAAGGCGAUCGCGCCGAAGCUGGAGGAAUUCCAGAACAAGUACGCCGACAAGAUUGUCGUCGUGAAGGUGGACGUGGACGAGUGCGAGGACCUAGCGGCACAGUACAACAUCUCCAGCAUGCCCACCUUCCUGUUCAUCAAGAACAAGCAGGUCGUGACGCAGUUCUCCGGCGCAAACGCCGACAAGCUGGAAAACCACAUUACGCAGAACAUGUAAACCACCCUCCUCCCCAUCGGCAAGGCUGGUGAAAAACCGCGGAACAACGGGAUAAUAUCUCGGUGUUUUGUAGUUUUGUUUUUCAUUUGCUCUUGCGGAAUUGCACAGCACCUACCAGCACACUCAUAUACCACAUCCCCGGUACGCGACCCUCAGCAAUACCCUCCCUUCCUCCUUUCUUCUAAGUAUCUCCAGAACAAGUCUUCUGCUGUUCUUCUUACGCAAUCGCUGUGUUCCAAAAGAGUGAUGAAAACGGAUGUGGUUUCCACAUUCACUCCCAAAUGCGUUCCCGUUCCCAAGUCACACGAUGUGAUCCAUGCGAUCCGACUUCGUAUCCAACCGGUCCCAUGUAGACCCAGUGAUUCACAGCAUUACAAAGACACCCACAACUACGCGAAAUGAUGACGCCUUUUGCUCUUGGCUUUAAGAGAUGUGAAGAUAACGUCGCAGAUGCGGCACUCUCAGCCAUCGGCAUAAGAUGCACCAUUAGCCCUUCUAGAUUGUUAGUUGAAGUAUGUAUUUUUUGUUGUGCUUAAAAUGUUACAUUUAAUAUAAUGCAUUAUGUCAAACACCACACCUCCUUCUGAAUCACACCCACGCCUUAGCCCGUUCCCAGUGUGUUGCUGCUGGGUUGAAAAUAAAAUUAACGGAAGAUCGAAGAUAUAGUAACCUAAACAUUGAAUCGAAUCGGCGGCUUACGGAUCAAAUCGUGUGAGCAUACAAGUGUCACUUAAUUUCUACGCCAGGUUCAUAAACGAACGGAAGCGAAUGGAAUAAAACUAAUUUAAAA